AUGAGGAAUUAUAAAUCGUAUACGAGGGAAAUUAGCGGUGCCCGUCAUCGUUUAGCUCAUUUUGAUGGAAAAGACUCUCUUACCGAAUCCGAUAUAAAAAAAAUGAUGACAGAUGAUGAAAUUAAACUAAAUCAGAGUAAUAGCACGAAUACAACAAAAAAAUCUUCAGGAAAAGCUUCAUACAUUUCCGUUACUCCUGUUACCACGUCGAUAACAACAAAUGAUCAUUCUUCUAAACAAGAACAACGUCUAACUAGAAGUGGAAGGAAAGUAGCAGAUUAUAAUGAACAAACUUCUGAUUCAUCCGAAUAUUCUUUAGAUAUUAACGAUAACGGAAAUAAAAAGGGAUUUACUAUCGUGACUUCAAAAUCGAUUAAUCGAAAGAAUGUUGAAGCAUCUUAUGAAGAUUUCGUCAAUACCUUAAACUUUGAUAAUUCUCCUGGUAAAGAUGAACAAGAGAGUCUACAAAAACGUCUUGGAUUUCCCAUUUUUACAAAGAAAUUUCUCAAUUAUGAUCAAAGUAAUUAUCAAAAAUUCGUCAACUCUUUCAAAAUCCAAAAUAUUUAUUUAUUUAUUUAUUCCUAG
Funneliformis geosporum is the source of this 585-nucleotide messenger RNA. The record is from the annotation of a GenBank genome assembly. NCBI's taxonomy places the organism in Eukaryota, Fungi, Glomeromycota, Glomeromycetes, Glomerales, Glomeraceae.